CAACCGACGGUCAAAACUCGAGAAGACUGACAAUAAUCUCAGAAUCUCUUUCUCCGCUUUCUCGCCUUUCUUAAUUCUUCCCCCUUCCUCACAGACAGAAACAACGUACAGCCAAAUGAGAGCUCUUUCUCCUUCUCCUUCUACUCUAGCCGCCACUCUUCUCCUCGUCCUCCUCCUCCUCCAAUGCUCCGUCGCCAGCGCCGGUCAAUUCUCCGGCGACUCCUCCAAGCUCUCUGGCAUCAUAAUCCCCGGCUUCGCCUCCACCCAGCUCCGCGCCUGGUCCAUCCUCGACUGCCCCUAUUCCCCUCUCGACUUCAACCCUCUCGACUUGGUCUGGCUCGACACCACGAAACUUCUUUCUGCUGUCAACUGCUGGCUUAAGUGCAUGUGGCUCGAUCCUUACAAUCAAACGGAUCAUCCAGAAUGCAAGUCUAGGCCAGACUGUGGUCUUUCUGCUAUCACUGAACUGGACCCAGGCUAUAUAACGGGUCCUCUCUCUUCAGUGUGGAAAGAAUGGAUUAAGUGGUGUAUUGAGUUUGGUAUUGAGGCUAACGCAAUUAUUGCUGUUCCAUAUGAUUGGAGAUUGUCUCCAUCAAUGCUUGAGGAGCGAGACCUUUACUUUCACAAGUUAAAACUGACAUUCGAAACUGCUCUUAAACUCCGUGGUGGUCCCUCUAUCGUCUUGGCCCAUUCACUGGGUAACAAUGUGUUCCGUUAUUUUUUGGAGUGGUUAAAGCUAGAAAUUCCUCCGAAACAUUAUGUGCAGUGGCUGGAUGAACACAUUCACGCCUAUUUUGCUGUUGGUGCUCCUCUUCUUGGUUCAAUUCAGACGGUAAAAUCAACACUUUCUGGAGAUACUUUUGGUCUUCCUGUUUCUGAGGGGACAGCUCGGUUGUUGUUCAAUUCAUUUUCUUCUUCAUUAUGGAUGUUGCCCUUUUCAAAGUACUGUAGGGCAGAUAAUACAUAUUGGAAACAUUUCUCUGGGGUGACCAGGCGUGGUCAUCAAACAUAUCACUGCGAAGAGCAGGAAUUCCGUUCAAACUUUUCUGGGUUGGCGACAAAUAUAAUCAAUAUUGAAAUUCCUUCAAUCCGUGGGUUUGAUGCUUAUCCAUCUGUUUCGGAAGUAGCUGAGACCAACUUGUCUAGAAUGGAAUGUGGACUGCCUACUCAGUUAUCCUUCUCUGCACGUGAAAUCGCGGAUGGGACCUUUUUCAAAGCAAUAGAGGACUAUGAUCCAGAUAGCAAGAGGCUAUUGUACCAGUUAGAGAAGUCAUAUCAUGGUGAUCCUGUUUUGAAUCCACUUACACCUUGGGACAGACCACCUAUAAAAAAUGUUUUUUGUGUCUAUGGAAUAGAUUCGAAGACUGAGGUUGGUUAUUAUUUUGCACCAAGUGGUAAGCCUUACCCUGAUAAUUGGAUCAUUACAGAUGUCAUCUUUGAGGUUGAAGGAUCUUUAUUCUCAAGGUCAGGGGAUCUGGUUGAAGGGAAUGCGGGAGCUGCAAGUGGGGAUGAGACAGUACCCUACCAUUCCCUCUCAUGGUGCAAGAAUUGGCUUGGACCAAAAGUGAACAUAACAAGGGCUCCUCAGUCGGAGCAUGAUGGGUCCGACAUACAAGUGGAAUUGAAUGUAGAACAUCAUGGAGAAGACAUUGUUCCCAAUAUGACAAGAUCAACAAGGGUUAAGUACAUUACCUUUUAUGAAGAUUCGGAAAGUAUUCCUGGAAGGAGGACAGCAGUUUGGGAGCUUGAUAAAGCAAAUCACAGGAACAUAGUUAGAUCCCCAGUCCUAAUGCGGGAGGUGUGGCUUCAGAUCUGGCAUGAUAUUCAUCCUGAUGCAAAAUCCAAUUUUGUUACAAAAGCUAAGCGUGGGCCUUUGCGGGAUGAAGACUGUUAUUGGGAUUAUGGGAAAGCUCGGUGUGCAUGGCCUGAGUACUGUGAAUAUAGGUAUGUUUUUGGGGAUGUUCAUCUAGGGCAGAGCUGUAGGGUGAAGAACUCUUCAUCUGAUCUGAAGUUGCAUUAUCUAUAGAUCAGAAGGUGCCACUGCUUGCUACGGCACAUACUUCUCAAAUACGAGAGGUCCAGUUUGUUCGAAAUCACAAUUCAUCCAGUUCAGUGAUUGUAUCAUGCACAAUAGGAGUAGGGAGUAGGGAUUGCAAUUCUAAUUUGCUGUCUUGGUUUCAUCCUUCAGCAUUUACUGCAGCUUUGCAUUGCCAGCCCCAUUGUAGCUAACAUUCUCCAAGUCCAAGUAGCUUCUUGUGAGCACUUCCUUGCUGAGCCAUCAUCACAGCAGAAAAAAGCGGAAUCUUUUUUCUUUUUUUCUUUUUAAUCAAGAGACAGUCAUUAACAUUGUAUACAUGUAAUAUGAUUUUAAGGAGGUCUUUUCUUUUUACCUAAAAUGUAAAAGUCAAAUGUUCUAAUGCA
Molecule: messenger RNA, 2421 nt
Organism: Juglans regia (Persian walnut)
Lineage: Eukaryota; Viridiplantae; Streptophyta; Magnoliopsida; Fagales; Juglandaceae
Product: phospholipid--sterol O-acyltransferase
Exons: 16
Coding region: 116-2026 (636 amino acids)
Biological process (GO): lipid metabolic process
Cellular component (GO): cytoplasm
Source: RefSeq, a predicted model, not a curated record